Komagataella phaffii GS115 is the source of this 816-nucleotide messenger RNA. Its product is annotated as Subunit of Elongator complex, which is required for modification of wobble nucleosides in tRNA. NCBI's taxonomy places the organism in Eukaryota, Fungi, Ascomycota, Pichiomycetes, Pichiales, Pichiaceae. Gene Ontology annotation, cellular component: elongator holoenzyme complex. The transcript has a single exon. The record is from RefSeq and is a predicted model, not a curated record. Bases 1 to 816 code for a protein of 271 amino acids. Gene Ontology annotation, biological process: tRNA wobble uridine modification.
AUGUCCCACCAAGCUCAAGAUUUCUCUCUUUUCAGGUCAGGGGAGGUCAUACCGCAAGCUCUCAUCGACUCACAAGCUUUUAGAUCAUGUUUUACCUACACGGACACUCAAGGAACGUCGUCAUCAUGGCUGACCACUUGCUUUGUGGAGAAUCUAAUUUUUGGCACAUGUAAUAUCAAUAAGGAUGCAAAUUCCUUCAAAACUUCCAACUUUUCACUCAAAAAUCCCAGAAGCAGAGUUGUCAUUGUCAGCUUCUUGCAUGGGAUAAGCUUCUACAACAAGACGUGGGUAAAAUAUCUUGGGGUGGAAUCUUCAUUUCAAGGUGACGAAAACCUUAGUUUUUUCGAUCUUUCAACGGCAGAGGCUCCUGUGGACAAGUUAUUCAAGCCUGUAAUUGCUGCUUUGAAGAGCUCAGCCUUACCCUGCACAUUAAUUCUGGAUCAUCCAGAACUAUACUUUUUGACAAAUCAAUGUUCUAUCAACGAAUUCAUGAGCCAAAUAUCUUAUAUCAACUCAUUGGCGAACGUACUUGUUUCGACUUUUGCUGAUGCAAAUCUGAUAGACCUGAAUGAAACAGACUCUUCAACCAUUACACAUAGACAAACUGAGUUUCUCACCAAAUUGUAUCAUAGAAGCCAGGGGAUAAUAUCGAUACGACCCUUGGAGACGGGACGAGCAGACGACGUAACAGGCACAAUAACAGUUUCGAAGGGAUCAAUAUCGUUCGAAGAUGAGGCGAAAAACUUAGAAACAAACGAGCAACAGUACUUAUACCUCGUCAACAAAGAAGGAUUUGUCAAAGUAUUUUUUAGAUAA